UCGAUAAUAAAUCGUCAUUUUACUCAGCGACCUCCAUCCAACGCAGCAGAAGCUUCAAAUUUAAAUAUUUAACAUUUAAAUAUUUGUAGAUGCUAUAUUUAUAUAGCUAAACAAUGAAAGAGGCCAAAGGAAGCUGAAGGCCAAAAGGACGAAACAACACUACGACGUCAUUUUUCGUUCACCACUAGCUAAUCUUGACCUAGAGGAAUAUGGCGGGGUCAGCGAGUGGCUGGUAGUCACUCACCCGGCUCACCUAGCCUUGUCCCACGGUAUAAAUGACACUCAGGUGCCGGUCGGAGCAACUGGUGCCACCCUCCUUUCGACCUUGACGGCGUCGUCAUGGAUUUGACGCGGUUGGCCGUGGACGCCGGCCAGUUCAUCAACCGGGCCGUCCAGUACACUGGGGAGAGUCUUGGCCAGGCCGAGAAGACUGACUUGGACCCCGGUCUGGAGGAGCUUCUCGGUCAGAUUGAUGCUACCAAGACAUGGACAGACCUCAUCGUGUCUCAGACGGAGGCUGUUUUGCAGCCGAGCACAGCCGCGCGACUCGAGGAGCGUCUAUACGAGCAUCUUGACUGGCCCGCCCCCACCCGACCUCGCGCUCAAGAGCUCCUGGGAGAGCAAAUGAUUCAAGCAGGGCUGGAGAUGGGAACCAACAGCCCUUAUGGAACAUCGCUGCUGAGGUGUGGCGAGGUUCAGAAGCAGCUCGGCGAAGCCCAGAGGAAGUUCGCCCAAAGCGCCAACAUCCAUUUUCUCAGUCCUCUGCGACGCUUCGGCGCUUCGGAAUACAAAACCAUGCAGGAGGAGCGCAGGAUGUUGCUGAACAAGCGCCUGGACUUAGACGUCGCCAAAAGCAGACUGAGGAGAGCGCAUGAGGCCGAACAAGAGUCCAGGAACCUGAACGCAAACCCGUUGGAGGACGACUACUUUUCGUCUCACGUGUCCUACAUGUUCAGAUUCAUGCGUGUCCGCUGGAUGAAGAUGUGGGCGCAGGAGAUCUCUCAGGCAGAGACGGAGCUGAGGAUUUGUGAAACUUUGUUUCAUCGUCAGACGGAAAUCACCCGACAGCUUCUGGGAGAAAUUAGCAACACCCACGAGAAGCACAUGCAGAGCCUGAACGACUUUGUGGAUGCGCAGAUGUGUUACUAUGCUCAGUGCAAACAACACGCCCUGGAACUUCAGAAACAGCUAGCCAGCAUUCCGGCAGUGCUGUGCUCAAACAAGUGGCAGUCAUCCAUCUCUAACGGAGCGUCCAAUCAUAGCGAGCCAUCCCCCGCUGAGCAAAAUGGACUCGACUCCUCCAUCGUUGUCGUCCACCACCUUCCAGAAUUUGACCAAGACUCUUGGACGACAGAAGGUUGCACUAACAACAACAACAACAACCGAGAACCUGAUCACACCCAUACAUCGGAACGGGAACAUCCGCCAUCUUGUGAGCCCACCUCUCCCUAAUAAUCAGGACACAUCAUUUCAAGAGUAGUGGACAGGUGAAGUUGGACAAUGACUGCAUACUAUUUGAAACAAUCUGGCCAGAGAGGUGAAGACUAUUUUGAGUGAUGGACAAGCUAUGGCUUGCGGGUCAUGUGUGGUACAGCGCGCGAUGUUAACCCUUUAUAGCGUGCUCUUUGAACCCAUUGGCUGGCAUUGACGGCCUUAAGUGUCCAAUCCAUUUUGACCUGGAGGGCUAGCAGCAUUCAUUGGAUUGUCAAUGGCGGAUAAAGAAAAUAUUAUAAAUACUAUAAAAAUGUUUGUUAUUGGAGACCAUAACAUUUCUGUUUUAGUCAUUGUAAUUAUCUGGGUCUUUGCAGUGCAAAUUCUAUGGAUGCCAAUGUACUUGGAUUCCAUUGACGCAUAUGUAAGUGGCUGCCAUUGACGGCCAUGGACGUCCAAAUUUCUCAUUCAUUUCCAAUGGCAUUAACAUUGCAUUGAGGCCAAUUUAGACAUAUGCCAUUGACGGCCAUGUAUAUAAAUUCUAUUAAUGUUAAUGUACUUGGAUUCCAUUGACGCAUAUGGAUGUCGAUACCAUUGACGGCCAUGGACGUCCAAAUUUCCCAUUCAUUUUCAAUGGCAUUUACUUUGUUCAGUGCCAUUGACGGGCAUGUUUGUUGAUUCUAUUGAUACCAAUGUACUUGGAUUCCACUGACGCAAAUGUAAGUCGAUGCCAUUGACGGCCAUGGACGUCCAAAUUUCCUAUUCAUUUUCAAUUGCAAAAAAACAAAUGUCCCCAAAUCAACAGGAAAUGACCAAAUAUCUAUAGGACAUGUCCCCCAAAUGUCCCCAGAUGACCUGAUAUGACUAGGACACGCCCCCCCAAAUGUCCCCAAAUGACCUGAUAUGACCAGGACACACCCCCUACAUGUCCCCAAAUGACCUGGUAUGACUAGGACACGCCCCCCAAAUGUCCCCAAAUGACCUGAUAUGACAAGGACACACCACCAUAAAUGUCCCCAAAUGACCUGAUAUGACUAGGACACCCCCCCCCCCCCAAAUGUCCUCAAAUGACCUGAUAUGACCAGGACAUGUCCUGCAAAUGUCCCCAAAUCAACAGGAACUGACCUGUUAUGACCAGGACGUGAUGCCCAAAUGUCCCCAAAUCAAGAGGAAGUCACCUGAUAUUGUCCCCGAUAUAAGAUCUGUAUCUCCACACCGCAAAUACCCAGAGUAAUUUCUCCAGAAAUUGCAUUUUUUAGUUUAAGGAAUUUUUGUAUUAACGUUUUCAUAUCUUUUGUUUUUUUAUUCUUAAUAAAUUUAUAUAUAUAAAAAUAAUCAUUAUUAAAAAAUAAUAAUAGUCGAGACAUGGCGUUCAGAUUACUGCUGCAACAAUUAAUCGAUUAACUCGAGUAAUUGGAUUAGAAAAAAGAUUCGAAUUAAAUUUUGCAGCUUCGAGUAUUCGUUUCAUUAAAGUGGCGUUGUAAUGGUCUGUUUUGAAAGUGUUUGCAUUUCGUUUUAUUGAUUUGGGUGGAUACACUGCCCUCAAGUGGCGGCAGUGAAUAUGACAUAACUUAUUUCACAUGGUUGAAUGCAGCUGCUCCCUGUUAAGACCAACAUAAGCUAAGUUUUUGUCUGAGCUAAUGUUUUUUAUGCAUUCAUAAUUUAGUUUAUUGGUAUAUUUAGCCGUUUUUUUGUUGGUGGAAGAUGUGUUUGAACCAUUUGGUAAGAGCUGCAAUAUGUGCUCGUCUGUCAUUGUUCAUUCGAAAAUGUUGGAAACCUUUGUUAGAUAGAUAUCCCAUUCAUUGAAACUGAGCCUUCCCAGUUGUAAUGAAAUUGACAUUUGACACCGUCAAUUGCAACCAAUGUGUUAAUCUAUUGUAAAAUGUGAGCUGUUCCAUCAAAAACAGGCGCUUUUAUCGGUAUACCUCAUGAUGUGUCUAAAUUGUACCCUAGCGGAGGGUACAUAAACCCCAAGUGACGUCCGUUAUAGUUCAACUUAUUUUCCACCCUGUGUAUUUUGAAGCCAAGUAAGGUGAAAUAGGAUCAUUACACAUACACACUGUGUCACCCCCUCAGUGGUCCCGGUAGGUCAAAUGGGUUCCAAUUUCCACGUCCAGAUGUUGUUAAUUUUUCCUUCAUAGAGGCUAUGUUGUGUAACGCAUAGGGAAAUACAUACAUGUAAAUGAUGUCAUCAUGUAACGGGAUGUUGAUGUGUGCGUGUGUUUGUGUGUGUGUGCUGCCAGUAAGUGAACAAUGUCAACAGUGGGAUGGAGUGUGUUUAAUGUGGAAAUAAAUAUGCAAACAGUGACUUGGACACACAAAAAUGGAUUAUCCAACACUUUCAAAAGGAUGUUUAAUUUGUUGACUGUCAUUGACGACGAUGGACAUCCAUUCCAUUUCUGGCAAUGGCAGUAAAAUCAUGAUCACUCAAUGUCAGCCAUCUCUGUUGAAAUGGAUUGUAUAUUAGUCUCUGUCAGUGUUUGUGAAUGAGUUAAUUAAGCAAUAUUACACUCUUAAAGUGAAUUUUCAGUUGCCAUUGGCGGCAAUAGAUGUCAAUUCCAUUAGGAUGGGGAGGGCUGACAGCAUAGGUGGAGUUUGAGGCAGGGGGGCUACAACAUGUUGAUGACCCCGAAAUGCAGUAACAGCAAUAAAAUUAACUUACAAGAAUAUUUAUAAUAAUAAGCUGACAAUGAGUGUUUUUUUAUUUCCCCAUCAUUCUUGAGGGGAAUUCUAAAUCAAGCUGUUUAGGCAAUACUUUUCGCCA
Molecule: messenger RNA, 4195 nt
Organism: Corythoichthys intestinalis (scribbled pipefish)
Lineage: Eukaryota; Metazoa; Chordata; Actinopteri; Syngnathiformes; Syngnathidae
Product: endophilin-B1-like
Exons: 10
Coding region: 340-1452 (370 amino acids)
Cellular component (GO): cytoplasm
Molecular function (GO): protein binding
Source: RefSeq, a predicted model, not a curated record